GUCCACUCCUUGCGUAGCAGCUUCUUCAAUCUCCUCAAUAAGAGUGCCAUUUUGUUGACAAACGAACAAUUGGAGGACAUUGUUCCCCUUGCAUGGGAGUUGUUGCUAGAGGCCGACCCUGAGCUCACUUCCAGUGCAGCCACUUUCAUCCUGUUUGCUGCGGUGAAAUGUCCAAAUUUCGUGCAAAAACUCGUCUACACCGAACUGCAUCACGUUGACGUCAACAACAGGCUGAAUGCCGUGCUGAGAUUUCGGAUUCUCUGGGUGAACCGACAUCACGUCUGGUCACGCCUGGAGGAGGGAGCAGCACUCUGCUUUAAGCUGCCUCCGCCGUCUAUCGAGUACGUCCUGCCUUCACCGACUCUUGGCAAUCCCACCGUUGAGGUGCCGGACCCCGCCUGGAAGACACGGAAAGGCACUUCGGCCGAGGAGGUGCAGUUGAAACAAAACGAAGCCACUGUGAGUUUCCCAGCCGCAGGCAUGUACAUUUACCCUUUUUUGAGAAAAAAAAAACAUGUUCUUUGGUCUAAAAAGGGUAAGUUUAAUCAGUGA
This is a messenger RNA of Dibothriocephalus latus, 552 nucleotides long. Lineage: Eukaryota; Metazoa; Platyhelminthes; Cestoda; Diphyllobothriidea; Diphyllobothriidae. The record is from the annotation of a GenBank genome assembly.